Messenger RNA from Mesoplodon densirostris (Blainville's beaked whale), 3686 nucleotides. RefSeq names its product RAB11 family interacting protein 2 (gene RAB11FIP2). The coding region runs from base 543 to 2081 and encodes 512 amino acids. Lineage: Eukaryota; Metazoa; Chordata; Mammalia; Artiodactyla; Ziphiidae. The record is from RefSeq and is a predicted model, not a curated record. Gene Ontology annotation, molecular function: small GTPase binding. The transcript has 5 exons. Gene Ontology annotation, biological process: regulated exocytosis. Gene Ontology annotation, cellular component: phagocytic cup; endosome.
CGAGGCCGCACGAGCCGCCGGCGGUUCGUAUUACCGGGGUCGGGAGGAGGAGCCCAGCCGGGCCCGCGGACCAGCGCCGGGCGGGCGGGAGGCGCGGAGGAGGCGGGCGGGAAGCCCGGGGCUGCGAAUUGGGGCAGGGGCGCCCUCCCACCUCUGCCGCCCUCCGUUCGGGCCUUGGCGGCCUGGCCUCACCUGCCCGGAGGCCUGGAAGCCACCAGUCGCCGCCGAGGGCCAGUCCCCGGGGCCGGCGGAGCGUGGAGGUGCGGACGCGAGGCGCGGGCCUCCGCGCGGAGGCCUGGACUGCGCGGCCAGGUGAUGGUGGGCCCCUGUGCUUCUCCAGAGGAAAGGGGACCCCCAGAGCAGCUCUGCCCCCGGGCUGCCCCAGCAAGGCGUUUGGACAUCAGCCCUAGGGAAGUCGGGCAGCUGUGAGUUUGCCUGUCUCCGUUAAGUGUCCUUAGGAUGCAGUGAUUAAGGAAUCAGGCUCUCCCUGCGGGAGGGGCCCUGCCUGCGCUGGUGAACUCGGGGCAGAGAAAAAGGACAGAAUGAUGCUUUCCGAGCAAGCCCAAAAGUGGUUUCCGACCCACGUGCAGGUCACAGUGCUCCAAGCCAAAGAUCUUAAGCCGAAAGGCAAAAGUGGUACCAAUGACACAUACACUAUAAUUCAGCUGGGCAAGGAAAAGUACUCCACCUCCGUAGCCGAGAAAACCCUUGAGCCAGUCUGGAAGGAAGAGGCCUCUUUUGAGCUGCCUGGUUUGCUAAUGCAGGGGAAUCCAGAGAAAUACAUCCUUUUCCUCAUAGUUAUGCACAGGUCCCUGGUGGGUCUGGAUAAGUUUUUAGGGCAGGUGGCCAUCAAUCUCAAUGACAUCUUUGAGGACAAACAAAGAAGGAAAACAGAGUGGUUUAGUUUAGAAUCCAAACAAGGAAAAAGAGCCAAAAACAGGGGUGAGAUAAAGGUCAAUAUUCAAUUUAUGAGGAACAAUAUGACAGCAAGUAUGUUUGACUUAUCAAUGAAGGACAAAACAAGAUCUCCUUUUGCAAAAUUAAAAGAUAAGAUGAAAGGUAGAAAAAAUGAUGGGACAUUUUCUGAUACAUCUUCUGCAAUCAUUCCAAGUUCUCACAUGCCUGAUGCCAAUACUGAAUUUUCAAGUAGUGAAAUACAGAUGAAAUCUAAACCAAAAAAGCCUUUCCUUUUGGGUCCUCAGCGACUCUCUUCAGCGCAUUCAAUGUCUGAUUUAACUGGGGCCCAUGUAUCCUCGGAGAAGCUGAAGUCUGGCACCGUUGCUCAAACGCAUCUUCUCGGACACCAGAUAGGUUCCUUUGGAGCAGUUCUGGAAAGUGGAAGUCUCAGAUCUCCACACAGAAGAACAUUAAGCUUUGAUACUUCUAAAAUGAACCAACCUGACAGCAGUGUGGGUGAAGGUGAAUCGUCUUUCGGAAGACAAAACGACCCAUUUACAAAUGUGACUGCUUCAUUACCCCAAAAAUUUGCAACACUGCCAAGGAAGAAAAAUCCAUUUGAAGAAAGCAGCGAAUCAUGGGACAGCAGCAUGAAUUUAUUUUCAAAAUCAACUGAAGUAAGAAAAGAAAAUAAAAGAGAAAAAAGGGAGAAAGUUAGCCUGUUUGAAAGAGUGACUGGAAAAAAAGACAGCAGAAGAUCUGAUAGACUUAACAAUGGGGGAUCUGAUAGCCCUUGUGACUUGAAAUCACCUAAUGCGUUUAGUGAAAAUCGUCAGGACUAUUUUGAUUAUGAGUCAACUAAUCCGUUUACAACAAAAUUCAGGGCUUCAAAUAUAAUGCCAUCUUCAAGUUUUCAUAUGAAUCCGACAAGUAAUGAAGACCUCAGGAAAAUCCCGGACAGCAACCCUUUUGAUGCCACUGCAGGCUAUCGUAGUCUGACCUAUGAGGAGGUACUGCAGGAGCUGGUAAAACACAAAGAGCUCCUUAGGAGGAAAGACUCCCACAUCCGGGAGCUGGAGGACUACAUCGACAACCUCCUUGUAAGGGUGAUGGAGGAGACGCCCAGUAUUCUCAGAGUGCCGUACGAACCGUCCAGGAAAGCUGGCAAGUUCUCCACUAGUUAAUAAGCCAAUGGUACUGCAUUUAUAAUUGGGGAAAAAAGAAAGGAAGAAAGAGAAAAAAAGGAGGAAAAGCUUGUUACUGAGAGAGACCGCGCUAUCAGGUUUCAUUACAUACUCUCCUGCAUUGUGAAGAACUGUUUCACCUGUAAAUAUUAGCAGGGACUAGCAAGAGUGACCUUUGAAGUGAGCUAAAUAAUUUAAACCUUUAAAGUGAAAAUGGGCCAGAUUCUCGUGAACAAGCAGUUCCUUAGGAUUCACUUAGGUGCUGGUGCCGGCCCACUAAUCUGCCAUAGGCCUAGAAGUAUCUUCAGAAGUACGUGACUUAUUCCUCAGGAACAGAUUUCUCAUCAACAGAACUGAUACUGUGGUUGGUUUCUCAGAAGUCAGUUUGUACAGAUUUAGCUGCAGGAAUACUGCUCAUUAUAAACACUACUCAAAAAACAGCUCAUAUUUUAUAUACAUAUAUGUACGUGAAUAGUCUGUUCAUGUAUCUUUGUAUAUAAAAUACAUGCAUAUACCUCAUAUAUACAUGUGUUUUUAGAACAUUUAAAGAGAACUGGUUGCCUCUAAAAUUAGGAUACCAAUUAGGAUUUCUUAAUUUGAAAAUGUAUGUGUGCUCUAUCAAUGCAAAACAAAUCAUCAUUGCUGCUAUAAUGGUUUGUUACACAGAAGCUGCUUCAAAUCACUCUUGACUAUGUGAACCUUGGUUUCAAAAUAAGCUGCUACUAUAUAUUAUUCCAGCGUCAAAUCUUUUCUCUUUUUCCAAAAGUAAUGAUCUAAAGCCCCUUUUUAAAGAACGAUGUGUUUUAGGAAACUUGAUUAACCUUGCAACAGCAUGAAUUUCUUGAAUUAAUUUUUUAUCUUAAUAUUUGAGUUUUGUUUGAGCUAUAAGCGGAAGAUAAGCAAAUGUGAUUUGUUGAGAUUCUGAAUGUCUUUAAAAUAUUCAGUACUAGCAAAGAAAAUAUUAGGAAGUUAUAUCUGAAGAUAAUUUGGAGGUGGGGGGAAGUAGGUGAUCAUGCUGAUGCCUGAUAACCCAAAGCAAUGAACAAAUUCUAGGAAUGAAGAAUUAGGCUUGGUUUCAAGUUACAUAAAUAAUGGAACAGAUGGUUGCAUUUGGUUUCUGAACCAAAAUAAGAGUUGCUAAAGGAGGGGCGAGUUUCUAGAAUAGAUCUUUACUGGCACGACAUUUUACACUAUUCUGCAGCCACCCUGUAAGAGUAAAUCAAUAUUACAGAAUUGUGUCAGCUUUGUUUUUAAGUCUGCUCCCCAAAAAUGUUGACUACUCUCACGAAUUUUCUUUAUAUAUUUGUACAGAAUUAGUCUUUAAAGUGAAAAUGAUAUAAAAAUAUUACUAAUCAUCUGCUGAUUUUUUAACUUUAAAAGUCUGAAAUCCAUACUAUGAAAUACUGAAUCUGUGUUUUCUAAAGGAAAUUUAAGAUGAAAAAUUCACCUGUAUAUGGAGACAUAUAGUCCCCAAUCUUUUACCAAAUGCAUUUCUGUCUAAUAUUUAUCUCUACUAAGACUUCAUUGAGAGUUAAAUACAAAGCACAUAUAAUAGUUUUGCUCAGUUUAAUAUUUUGAAUCAGAUAAUACUUGGCCAAGCUUAUA